CCCACGGUUUACUACCUCCCGUGACAUUAUUACCUAUAUAUAUACACAUAUAUAAUAAAAUAACGGCAUAACGUGACACCGGUAUUGAUUCUCAAACUUCUGUUUCAUCAUUUAAUAAAUUGCGCGUUGCAAUUUAUUUUCUUUCUACUUCAUUACUUCAUUUUCGCUAAAUUGCGUAAACUCAUUACUUAUAAAAUACACUAAUAUAAUUAAAGUAAAUUUCUCGAAAGUAUAUAUCAUAAACUUAAAUAAAAUACUAAUUUAAUUAACGGUGUUAUAAUAGUGUGGAUAAGCCCGGAGAUGUCAAAAAUAAAUAUAGCGUUGAUACUAUUUGUAUUGACGGUGGGCGUUGAUUUACAAAUAAUAUUCCCCGAAGAUUUUGAACCUACGAUUCCAGUGGCUUAUUAUGGAAAUGGAGGUCAACAUCGUCGACCUUUCCCGUCGUUUAGUGUCGCGAGUUUACCGCCGAUACAAAAUAUACGACCGCCAAUUAAUUUUGAUGUGGGUAAUAUCAAUAAAGUCACUGCUGAUGCAAGACCGUUUGUCCACAAUACGAUGACCGGUGAAGAAAAAUACUGGAGUGAUCAUGUGAACAAUAUCCUGUCGCAAGGGGUAACGAGAUUUGCGUUACAUAUGGAUCACGCUAUUGACGUGAAUCAACGUGCGACGACGGUGGGAUUAGACCGUGACAAUGUCGUAUUCUCUCCGUUAAAUCUGGCAGGAACACUGGCAGUUGUGCUGUUGGGUUCUGGCGGCAGGACUUUUGAUGAAAUAGCCAGCAUACUUGGAUUCGAAGCCGGCGUCGACAUAUCAGGACACUCGGAAAUUGUGCAUCACAUGUUUGGUAUCUUAUUAAAUUCAAUAAAAUUGGCCAGCGGCACCGGCAGUCCACAAACAUCGGAAGUUUUUUCAGCCGGUAGUAUUUUUGUACAAUCCGGGUACUCUAUACGUCCUGAAUUCGCGGCAAUCGCUCGUGACGUUUACAAAAAUGACGUUAUCAAUGUCGAUUUUCUUCACGAACCGUCCUUAGCACAAAGUAUCAUAAAUAAUUGGGUUAACUCAAAGACACGAGGAAAAAUUAAUAGCAUUUUACCCGAGCCACCUAGUCGUGCCAGUAAAGUUAUUUUAGCUUCCGCAUUGUACUUCAACGGCGAAUGGAAUCAACAUUUUUUCAAAGGCGCUACCAAAAGAAAACCGUUUUAUCUCGCAUCAGGACAGACAAUUAAUGUCGAUAUGAUGUAUAAUGGCGGUGAAUUUCCAUUUUACGAAGACAAACAGCUCGGAGUUAAAAUCCUCGGCUUACCUUACAGAGACAGCGAUUCCGCAAUUACUGGGUAUUCAUUAAAAUCCGAGGCAACAAUGUACGUGUUACUACCAACAGGAACGGGCUCAAAUGCUUUAAAUGACCUAGAAUCCCGCAUCACUCCAGACGUAAUAAAUUCAUUAAUAAAUAAAAUGAUGAAUUCGACUUGUAUAAUAGCGAUUCCACGGAUGAAACUAUCGAGUACAUUGAGUUUAAAUCGCGCAUUACAAUCACUCGGGCUCACUUCACUGUUUACUCCGGGUGCAGCUAAUCUGGGAUUACUAUCAACUGGUUUAAAUAAUGAAUCAAAUCCAUCCACAAGUGAUCCCAUUAUUUUCUCAAGGAUCAAUACCGAUGAUGAUGAUACUAAUCCUAUGACCCCGACCACCAGCAACGGAGACGGGACUAGUGGCAGUACCGUCAGCGGAAAAGACUUUUCUGGGAAGAAUAAUUACUUCAGGUACAAAGAUUUACAAGGUGGCUAUGAUAUUCAGCAAUGGGAUAAUGGAGUUUAUCUGGAAAAAAUUCACAGAACCAUUCAAAAGCGACAUGUCGAUGUGUCUAGCUCGGGAAAAUUGGGGGAUAAUAAACCAGCGGAAAUCAAUCAGCAGACGACUACUUCCUCGUUUUCAAGGUCUCCGUCGCCUUCAACCUCAACGACCUCAUCAACGCCCUCGUUCUUCAAUCACGAUAAAAAUCCAGUUAAAGUUACCCAAGAUAAAAAUGAAACUACUCAGCGUCGCAGUAAAAGACAAAGUCGUCCGAUUGAUGCCGGAUUUCUGCGGUUUAUCGAGGCCAAAGGAUUUCCGUCUUAUGGUUUAGAUGCACUACGUAACAGCGCAAACUUCGUUAAUCCUGGUUUGUAUGCAUCAGAUGUACUUCAUAAAGUUGAAAUAGAUAUUACUGAAACUGGGACUGUCGCUGCUGCGGCAACAGGAGUUAUAAUUGCUAAAUCUGGGGGUCAAAAAAUAUUAAAUGCGAAUCGUCCAUUUUUGUUUUUCAUAAGACAUGACCCUUCUCGUUUAAUUUUAUUCUGGGGAACUGUUAAUAAACCAACUCCUUUUUAUUAAUUGUUUAUACUGUAAAAAGAGGUGUUAAAAAUCAAAUAAUACCGGUGUAGGCGGUGUUAAAAUACGGGUGUUAAAUCGGUGUAAAAAAAUGCCACAUAUAGAAAUUAGAAAAAAAAAAUGUAUUAAGGUAUAUGACCCUUCUAUCAACCAGGCCACCUUUAUCGGCCACUUAGUCGAAAAAUCGAUAUAUUUCCACAAUAAGUACGUAUUAAUGCGUAAAUAGUUUUUUAAAAAAAAAGUAAAAUUAAUGUAGUUAAGAUUAAACAUACUUUGAUUAUUGUAAAAAUUCAUUUCAUAACUAAAAAAAAAAAUAGUAGUGCGUCAGAUGCGAUUUCUGGUGAUUUCUUAUCAGGUAGGUUAAGUAUUCUUGUUUUUUCAAUAACCGAUUACUAAUUAAAAGUAACAAUAAAAGUCCGAUUUUUUUUUUUGUAAUCUUAUUAGCUCGUUUUAUAGUAAUUUUAGGAGUUGAAAAUUCAAUGAUUAUUACCUAAUUUAUAUUAAAAAUACGGUGGCCGAAUAUAGAUACAAGAAAAUUACCUCUGUAUGCAUUAUCUGCCAUCUUAGUUUUACUUUUUUUGAGUUUAUCAGCAUUUAUAUGCAAAAUAGUCAAUUUAAUUUUUUAAUGUCAAAAUAAAUAAACAAAUUGAUUAAGUUAUAUUUCAAAAUAAAUAUAAAUAUUUAGAAUAGAUGUAAAUAAAUUAUAUACAUCCGACCAGCUAAAAUUUUAUCUAAAAGGUGGUCGAUAAAGGGGGUCUAGGCAGGCUGAUAGAGGGGACAUCAGGAAUUGAAGUUAUUUUCAUUUAUUAUUUAAUUUCUAAUAAAUAUUUCUGCAUAUAUUUUAUUUAAUUUGAAAUUAAAUGUAUAAGCUUCAAGGUUCUAUCACUGUUUUAUACAUGAAUUGGUUUUUUAUAUUUUAAUUCUAAAUUCGAAAAAAAAAUACGCUCAACUGGCCGAUAAAAGGGCCACUUACCUUACAUAUAUAUAAAAAUUUAAUGAAUAUUAUCUGGAGGGAAUUUCAAUUUUAAUAUGAACUUAUUUGAAUAAUUAUUUAUUUUAUAUGUAAUUUAUUUAAAAAUUACACAAUUUUACGGUCACCAUUUUAAUCACCAAUGAAUGAAUUAAUUAAUAAAAAUACUGUUUAACUCUAGUAAAUAAAAAAUUCACGAAGUUAAAUAUUUUUAACACCGGUAAAGAAUAUUUCCAUCGAAGGCGGUGUUAAUUUAACACCGAAAAUUUUAACACCUACACUACCUGGACUUACCCCGGUUUUUUUUUACAGUGUACAAAUAUAUGAAACUUUUAUUACAUAAAUUACCACUUGUCUACCCAAAUUUAUUAUUAUAUUAUUAAGAGGAAGGAAAAAAAAACUUUUAGAUAUAUUGAAUUAUCUUCUUACAAAAAAUUAUGCUGCUGGAAAAUUUUCAAUCUAUUUUAAGUGCAAAAAUUUAAAGAUUUCAUUGAAAAUUAUUUUCUUAAUCAAAGAAAUCAGAGUUCACCGCGAAAAAUGCUGAUGCGUAAAUAAAUUUCGAUUCCUUUCUAGGGGGUUAAAAUUAAGAUAAUCAUUUUUCAGCUUAGAUAUCAAACUAAUUAUGUAAUAUUUUCUAUUGAUUUACUAAUCCAGAAAAUAUCGAUUUUAGAAUAAUUAUUUUUCUUUCAGUGCAAUAAUUAAGCCAUACUUUUUUAAUUUUUCAUAUGGAAAUAAUUUAAAUGUUUUAGAAGCUGUAAACAUAAAUUAGUAUUUUUAUACUGCCUAGUUUUUUGACAUAAGCUAAUACCAAAGCUUAAGUAUAUUUAUUUAUAUUUAAUUUUAAAUUUAAUAUAAAAGUAUAAAGAUCAAAAUGGAAAAUUUUUCAUGUUUUACUUACCGCGAUUUUUUUUUUUUCAUACAGUACGAACAAAAUAUAAGUUGAGAUUCCCAGGGAAAUACAUUCACAUAUGAUUAUAUGUUGAUAUUUAUGACUUGUAAUCAUUAAUAAUAUAAUUUAUGGUUAUUAUAUAUAUAAAUUAGGAAAUCUUUUACAGAAAAUUUAUCUCAGUAAUCAGAUAUGCAUCUGAAAUACUACCUUACGACAGAAUCACGAACCGCAAUUUAUAAUUCGCUCGUAUCACUAAAUCAGUAGCAUUAGUCUGUAGA
Molecule: messenger RNA, 4507 nt
Organism: Microplitis demolitor
Lineage: Eukaryota; Metazoa; Arthropoda; Insecta; Hymenoptera; Braconidae
Product: leukocyte elastase inhibitor
Exons: 5
Coding region: 301-2373 (690 amino acids)
Molecular function (GO): serine-type endopeptidase inhibitor activity
Source: RefSeq, a predicted model, not a curated record